CUGUCCCUGCCAUCAUAAACAUGUUUACUGACACCCCCAUCAAAAAACAACUUAUUUAUGCUACAAAACUAAAACUGAAGCCUGAGUUUCCUUUGUGAAAAUCGUGUAAACCAAAGGCUUUUCAUUUUGUAAUACACUGGCUCAUUCACGGCAUAUGAUGUAGCAAUGAAAGGUGUCAAAUUAUCUAACCAUUUAGAUUUUCUUGCAAAGCUUAAUGUAAUUUUACUGCACUGACUAAUGAUACUCCAGAUAUUCUCAUACAUAUAAUACUAACCUGCUGGCUGUCAUGAUUCUGUAGUCCAUUAGGGACUGAUGGUGCACCGAGGGGAGGAGAAACACAGCUACAGAGGAUUGAGUGUUUGAGAACGCCCUGAACAGUGAGUUAGCAUCAUCUCAAAGAAAAACAUGCACGUACAAUGUGGUCUUUAAAUACAUGGUCGAGAUUUUGAUCUGUGAAAAAUGAGUUGGAUGCUCUCCAUCUUCGUGGCGACGGCCCUGCUGGCUCUCGGUAGGGGACAAAACACUGAGCAUGAAGGAAAUAGCCUGUCUGCAUCUGGCUAUCGUCUUUGUACUUAUAAUGAGACAAGGAAUGUAAGUUUACUGGUGAUGCACGCGGUCCCCUAUACUGUGACGAAGCCUUGUGGGGGUUGGCUCCACUGGAAGACAUGUACAGUCACACUUUACAGGAUGACCCAUGAGACUGAGACCAGGACAGUGAAGCAGCAGGUGACCCGAUGCUGCCCCGGCCACGUACAAGUGGGUCGAUACUGUGCCCUGCCUGUAAACAGGAGUGAUGAGUUCACUGCCAAGCCAGGAUCCUGUCCAACUGCAGAUGGAGUGUAUAACAGAUCUGAGGGCUGUGAGUGGGACAUUGACUGCCCGGGCUGGCAAAAAUGCUGUCAGAGUUCCAGUCAUUAUGUCUGCAGUGAUCCUGCAGACUCAACAUAUUAUUCUGAUAAUGGAGGCUAUCGGUUUAAUGCAACAGUGACGGUGAAGACAGAUUACCAGCCUCUGAUGUCCACUGACAGAGGACUUCUGGAUCACACACGAUUGCUCCAGGCGAUGGUGAUUGGAGCACUGCAGUCUGACGUUACAGUUUAUUACCUCAGCUCACAGCCUGUGCAUCCCUUCAGAACGGCCACCUCCAUACUGAUUGCCUGCAACUUGACUCUUUCACUGCACACUGUCACGUCGGAGCUGCAUCUUCUCCUCAAACACAUACAGGAAGUGUCAUCUGUAACUGUGGAAGAUGUGGAUGAGUGUGCACUGUCUGCUCUGCGUGGGUGCUCCCCCCACUCAGACUGUAACAACACAGUGGGCUCCUACCUCUGUUCCUGCCACCAAGGAUAUGUAAAUGUUGACCCCAGUAACCCUGGAGCCCAUUGCACAGCUGACUUCAGGGCGGAGACCACUCCAGAGCCCUGUCUUACCUCUGUUCCACCCAUGAACACAACCACAAUCUCAGCUUUCAACAGCACCCAGGAGCGUGUUAGGAACAUCACUGAGGGUUCCUUCAGCUCCACAGGGACCAGCAUGCCUACAGCUCUGAGUAAUACAAGCACCGUCGCUUAUAAUUCAUCAAACGCCCCGCAGUGGACAAGUUCUGCACCUUAUAGCAGCCUGAGAUCAACUGUAGAGUCCCCGCUGCCAACAACCACAUGCUAUCCUGCCAAUAUCACCAGCGUAUGGGCAGCUGAUGUCACUGGAACCUCCUUUCGUGUCCACUGGUCCAGCCAGUUUCAGACAAACCAGACGUACCAGGUUGUCCUAAGCAAAAGGUCAGAGGUCAUUCAUUCAGGAGUCACCAGUCAGACCAUGAUGGAGGUGAGGGAUCUGCAGCCUGGGGUUCUCUACACAGUGGCUGUCACACCCAGGUCCUGCCAACAAGGAAUCACCUUAGAUAUAUCAGUCAAGACUGAUGCUCAGAAACUCGAAGCCACAACACGACUUACCAACAUCGAGUUUUCUGCUGACCUGCAGAAUGGCAGCAGCCAGGCCUACCAAAACCUCACUGAGAGUAUCACACAGGAGAUCUACCAGUCUCUGUCUCCAGAGAUGAAGGCCAUGGUGGAUUCAGGCCAGAUGAGAAUCGAGAUCACAAGCUUUUCCCAGGGGAGUGUGUUCGUCCACUUUACAAUGACCCUCGCCCCCAGUGAAAGCCAAGACAUCGCUAAUGUGUCCACAGCUCUGCAGCACUCCCUACUGAAUAGCACCAAAUAUACAGUGGAUAAAAACAACACAAGCACACAUGAUUUUAAUGAGUGUACCAUGGGAGAAAAUGACUGUUCCCUGUUGGCUACAUGUACAAACACCUGGGCCUCCUACACAUGUGUCUGCUUGGAUGGAUUUAUAGACAACAACCCAGAGAGGCCUGGCCGAGCCUGUCACGCAAUCACAACCACCCCUACUUCAACAACAACCACUGCUACCCUAGUAACCACUAUUGCACCAACAAUCACCACGACUGCCCAAAGAACUACAACUAGCACCCUUCCAACCACCAUUACUGCUCCCACAACCACUCCUAUUGCACCAACAACCACAACUGCCGCCCCUCCAACUACCACUACUGCUCCAACGACCACCAUUACUACUCCCACAACCAUCAUUCCAACUACCACUGCUCCAACAACCAUUACUGCUCCAACAUCCGCCAUCACUGCCCUAACAACCACUACUACUGCUAAUAUAACCACCACUGCUGCUCCAACGGCCACCAUUACUACUCCCACAAUCACAACUUUUGCCCCUGCAACAACCAUUACUGCUCCUACAAUCACUACUACUGCUAAUAUAACCACCACUGCUGCUCAUACAACCACCAUUACUGCCGCUGCAAUCACCAAUACUGCCCCAAUAUCCACCAUGUCUUCUUCUGCAACCACCACUACAGCAGCAACAACCAUUACCAUAACAACCCCUACUACUGCCCCUAUAAUCACCCCUAGAGCUACUGCAAUCCCCACGACUGCCCCAACAACUGCCCGUACAACAACACUUACUGCUGCUACAACCACCCCUAAUGCCCUAACAACCAUCAUGACUGCCCCUGUAAUCACCACUUCUGCAAUGAUAUCCAUGACAUCUAGCCCUUCAACCGGUGUUACCAACCCCACUUCCACCAUUACAGCUCCUCCAUCCACUACUACGACCCUGAGAACUGCCCCCAGUGCCUCUACUCUGGGGGAAAUCUCAGUCCAGUGCAGGGUUGCUGCAAUAACGGUGACAGUUUCCAGGGCUUUUCUCCUGAGGAACAACAUCAGGGAGAGCAGCCUGUACCUAGGCCUGCCUGAAUGUGGCGUCAAUGGAGGCAACACCCUGCACGCCCAGCUGACCGUGGCUUGGAAUGAGUGUGGCACCAGGCUUGUGCAUAAUGAAACGUACUACACAGCAUCUGUAACCCUGUUCAAUACCAUGGACAUGUACACAUCAGACAGUGGGACAGUGGAGGCUCCCAAGAUACAGCUGGAGGUUCCCAUCGUGUGCUCCUACAUGAAGAGCAUGCUCAUCUCUGCUGACUUCGGCUCUAUGGGGUAUGACAUGAUCAAAGAUCUCACCAUCACGGGCUCGGGGGAGUUCCAGGUGACGGUGCAGCUUAUGAACGGCACCAUGCCUCUGCCCCACAACUACAGCCUGUCCUCUGAGGAGGCAGUGGUGGUGGAGGUCAGCCUCAACACCUCCUCACAGCAGAUUAAAGUAGUCAUCAACAAAUGCUGGGCCACCCCCACCCUACACCCUGUGGACAUCUCCAGCCACAUCUUCCUGGAGAACAGCUGCUCCCUGAACACAUACACCACGGUGUUGAUGAAUGGGAACUCCAGCACAUCCCGAGUGUCCGUGCAGAUAUUCUCCUUCAUCGACCUGGACGUGAUCUACCUGCACUGCCAGGUCCAGAUCUGUGUGGAGACUGGAUCCGGUUCCUGUGUGCCUGACUGUCAACAAAGAACCGCUCAGUCUUCAAACACAAUUGGAACAGCAUUCGGUUCCUCCGGGCCUCUACUGAGGUCAGAUGAAGAGUCCUUGGAGGAGGAAUCUGACACUCUUCAUUUAGUUGGGCUCUCCUGCCUGGGGAUCGGCGUGUCGCUCUUCUUCAUCAUGGGUUUCGUCUGCCUUUUCUACUACCAGAGGAACCGCAUCGGACACUACAACUUCAGCGCCAAACCCAAGCAGGAGAACUUCACCUACCUUGUCUUUAACACCUAGAUGUGCAUCAGCACCAACAGCUGAACACCCCUGCAUUAGAACACAUAAACUCUUGCAGCAUCAGACACAUUUGGUAAGGCUUUAGAGCGCAGCGGCCACCAGGGGGCACUGUUGCACCACAUUAGUUCUCACCAAACAUUGCAAAUCUUUGCACAUUAAACAAUAAAUUAAGCACAAAUUAGUUUUAUAUAUAUUUCCACCCCAGUCUAUAUAUAUUUUAAAUAUUUAAUUGAUACUAGUUGCAUGGGAUUGAAUGUCAAAUAUAGAGACUAUAAAUAUGUUAUGUAUAUUUAACAUUAUAGAAUAAAUAGGUUGCACAUCUUGAAUGGUAAAAGUUAAGUCUUGAAAGAUUGAAGCUGCAUUUCGCCUUCAGCUGAGACAAAUGUUUUCCCAGAAGAUAUUUAUAAUUACACAUUACACAUUUUACUGUAUGGUUGACAUGCACAUUUGUAAUGUGAGAACUUUGUAAAUAUACUUAAAAUAUAUAAUCUGUAAUACUUGUGCACAGUUAUCACUUUUAUUUAAGCUGCUAUUCUUCUUUUAUUUAGACAAAUUAUUUAUUAUUCUACACUUACAGUUUUUGUAUUUGUAAGUUGUAAAAUGAAAUACCUUUUUUGUCUCACUUAUAAAAACUCUCAUCUUGUGGUGCAACAAUAAACAUGUCGUGUAUGAAUGUGAGCUCUUGGGGGUGCUGUGUCACAGUUCUUCAGCUCUAGAAAAACAGGCUAAAAUGGCUUCCUGCAUGCACAAAGAUAACAUGUACACACUGUGUUGAUAUGAAAUUACAUUAAAAGGUUGCUGUCAUAGCCAACAUUUAUCGUCUUUUCUG
This is a messenger RNA of Notothenia coriiceps (black rockcod), 5032 nucleotides long. RefSeq names its product uromodulin-like 1 (gene umodl1). Gene Ontology annotation, cellular component: extracellular region. Gene Ontology annotation, molecular function: protein binding; calcium ion binding; peptidase inhibitor activity. The record is from RefSeq and is a predicted model, not a curated record. The transcript is spliced from 17 exons. NCBI's taxonomy places the organism in Eukaryota, Metazoa, Chordata, Actinopteri, Perciformes, Nototheniidae. Bases 460 to 4203 code for a protein of 1247 amino acids.